GAGGUGGAUGAGUCCAGUUCUAAGCUAAUGGAAGAGGUGACGUUAUUACUGUACUUCUGUGUUCUCCAUACAAUCUAUGUAUGUACUCAUGCUGGUGAAAAUCAGCCUCGUGUUCAUAACGACUCUUUUCUGCUAAAUGACACCAUGAGACCACUCGAUCUAGGAACAGAGCACCUUCUUCUAAUCUUACCAUCACAGCAAGUGUAUACUGUCAAGAUACUCCCGUCUGUUGCUUCAAGAAAACACGAAAAUGAACGUGUAUUCUUCAGAAAGUCUUAUUUAAAAAAUACACAAGCCUCGCAAGACAAUAUUUUGAAAACCUACAAGAGAGAACCCAAGAAAAGCGAGUUUGUAUACGGAAGUGACGACAGAAGUUUAGUGGAAAAUUAUAAACUUGGUCAGUAUCCGUAUUUUAAUGUCGUCAAACUGUCGUCUGGUUGUACCGGAACUCUUCUGACACCAUCCUAUAUCCUCACCGCAGCUCACUGCGUUCAUGAUGGGACUAAAUUUCAUGAAAGGAUGGAACUGCUCAAAAUUCUAAUUCCACACAAAAUGGGGUAUAGGCUUUACUAUGCCAAAGAAAUCAUCGUGCCCUUUGAUUGGCAAAAAGCAGAGGGCGUGUCUGACGCACGACGCGUAGUGUUUGAUUACGCCGUCAUACGAUUGGAUAUUAGCGUCUUCGGGCGUCAUGACUUUUCGCCAUUAGGCACUGUGAAAUUCAGUAUUUAUUCUGAAAAACUCUGUUUCUUUGCUUUUCCAAACAACGAAAAUUUGAUGUGGAAAUCGGAGUGCAAUGGGUGGAAUAGUUUUCCGUUGUUUAAUCAAAAUGUUCUUCUAAAUAAAUGUGAUUCGGCACGUGGCAACUCGGGUGCCACGAUUCUGGCGCAAGACAAUCGCCAUGGCAAUACGUAUAAAAUCAUUGGUGUUCUGUCCAGUGUUUUGCCGGAAAAACAUUACACAUCAUUUAGUCUGCUAACAAAAGACAAGAUCAGCGACAUAUGUACAAUGAUUCACCCUGAAGGGAAAACAUACAAGAUCUGCCCCCAAAACGAAUCUCUACUUCAUACAUCUAGAUUGUACAAAGGUUGAUGGAGUCACUCACUCUGAUGUACAAUAUUACAAGUGUUGCAAAUCAAAAAUAAAUAUUGUUUACUCCU
Saccostrea echinata is the source of this 1157-nucleotide messenger RNA. RefSeq names its product serine protease 23-like. NCBI's taxonomy places the organism in Eukaryota, Metazoa, Mollusca, Bivalvia, Ostreida, Ostreidae. The transcript has a single exon. The record is from RefSeq and is a predicted model, not a curated record. The coding region runs from base 28 to 1089 and encodes 353 amino acids. Gene Ontology annotation, molecular function: serine-type endopeptidase activity. Gene Ontology annotation, biological process: proteolysis.